This is a messenger RNA of Annulohypoxylon maeteangense, 1100 nucleotides long. RefSeq names its product putative short-chain dehydrogenase. The record is from RefSeq and is a predicted model, not a curated record. Gene Ontology annotation, molecular function: oxidoreductase activity. The transcript has 12 exons. NCBI's taxonomy places the organism in Eukaryota, Fungi, Ascomycota, Sordariomycetes, Xylariales, Hypoxylaceae. Bases 64 to 975 code for a protein of 303 amino acids.
AUCUAAACCGCCCCCUUUUCCUAUGCGCUGAUAUACCAAAUUACUUCAUAAUUGCACUCUACCAUGGCUGAACAACAACACGUCUCAUUCAAGAUAGAAGACCUUUUCUCUGUCAGAGAAAAAGUCGUCGUCGUAACAGGCGGAGGAUCCGGCCUCGGGAAAGCGAUCGCCGAGGGCUUUGCUGUGAACGGCGCGAAAGUCUAUAUCACUGGGCGGAGACAGGACGUCCUGGAAACUGCGGCGAAACAGAUCGGUGGUAACACCCAUGUUAUCCAAGGAGACGUACAGACCAAGGCAGGAUGUCAGAAGAUCGCCGAAGCCGUUCAAGCCCAGGAAACUCAUAUUGACACACUGAUUAACUGCGCCGGCGUGAACAGCCCUUGGAGAGUCACAGCGAAGGAUCACGACAAUCCUGACGAGGUUGAAAAUCUCCUCCUGAACGGAGUCGAGGAAGAGGAUUUCGAUCGAAGUAAUCAGAUCAACGUUAACGGCGUUUACUUCUUGACCGUCAACUUCAUUCCCCUCCUCCGCAAAUCAACAGAUCCAAAUGUUUGCAUAAUCGCUUCACUGGCCGGAAUUGCAAACCAGAGAUCCAUGGGAUCUCUGACAUAUGGUGUUUCCAAGGCAGCAACUGUGCAUCUAGCUAAACUACUUGCUGGUCGUCUACACCCAAUGAAGAUACGCGUCAACACAAUUUGUCCAGGAAUUUUCCCUUCUGAGAUGACGGGUGUAACAGCAGGCAAGCAUGAAUAUAACAUCAACCACCAGGCAACAAAAGCUGCCAAGCGUUGCACUGCUGGCCGUCCAGGCCGACCGGAGGAAAUGGUUGGGCCGGUUCUGAUGUUAUCUAGCCCUGGUGGAGCUUACAUGAACUACGCACUAUUAACUGUGGAUGGUGGUAGAUUGAUGGGCGUUUCGAUCAACGACGGAAUAAGAAUGCCAGACGACACUUAUACGGACGAGAUUCUCGGUUAACGAUACCUUAUACGAUGACUGCCUUAAUUUCGCGAACUUAGGAAAACAACUAUAAACAAGCAUUGAAUACUUAAUUACUGGAUGUAUGAAGGCAGACUUAGAUACAGCAAGUUCAUGGAAAGUUA